GUGUAACCUCAACAAGCAAUUAAUUAUAAAUAUCGAGAACACGUAAUUCACUAAUCUUGAAAAAAAUAUUAUGAUAACAUUGUAUUUGUUACGAUUUUGUUUAUCAUAGCAAUCAGUUUUUAAAAAUAUUCUAAAGAUUAUUCGGAAAAAUGCAUAUCAUUGCAGAAUAUCGAUUAUUUAAUACAAGAAUGGAGUAUGCAUUACCAUGCAAUACGUGUUACUUAAAAUCUACGUCAAUAAAAAUGUAAUAUAUAAGCAUUACGUUUUUAUUUGUCGUCAUAUAUGUUUUCUUUUAAAAUUGUAAAUAUUCUUGAGAUAUAAGAUACUUUUAACAUAGAAGAGAGUUUGUUUGAUUGAUUAUUAGUAAAAAAGAAUUUUAAAAAAAUAUUUCAAAAUGGAAAAAAACUGUGAAUGGACUGAUUUAUUGAAAGACAGAAGAAAUUAUUCUGAUUUGUUAUGGGUUUCUAGAUACAUGGAUAUACAAAUGCCUCAUAUGCUACCGCCAGAAUUAAAAUUAUCUAGAAAUGAAAUAAUAAAUACAGUAUUAAAUAAUCAACGUAUCAAAGAAGUAAUCAAUUAUUUAGCAGAAAAUCAAAAUGUAUCUAAAUCUGCUAUCGAAAGAAGGGCUUACGCUAUUUUACAAGAAAUGGCAAGUAAGGCUCAUGUGCCUACAGUUCGUUGGCUAGGUUUUUUCAUCAUUAAAGUUCUGAAGAAAAUUUUUCACAAUAUUUAUAUUAAUGAAGAGAUGAUAUUAGACUUGAAAAAGCAAAUGUCUAUUUGUCAAAAACAAUAUAUCUAUGUACCUUCACACAGAAGUUAUUUAGAUUUCAUCUUACUGUCAUGUUUUCUCUUUUCUUACAAUAUGUCCUUACCGAAUAUAGCAAGUGGUAUGGACUUUUAUCGAAUGAAAUUUAUUGGAGAAUUAUUACGUAAAACUGGAGCGUUUUAUAUGAGACGUAGUUUUUCUAACGAUUUAUUAUACAAAGAAAUUUUCAAAGCGUAUGUUACUUGUAUUACAAAUUACAGUGAUAAAGCGAUUGAAUUUUUUAUCGAAGGUACUCGCAGUAGAAGUCAAAAAAGUAUCGAACCAAAGUAUGGUCUCUUAUCUAUCAUUCUGGAUAGUUAUCUCCAAAGUACUGUACCUGAUAUUCAGUUUGUUCCAAUUAGUAUUAGUUAUGAUCGCCCAAUAGAAGAAAACUUAUUUGUUUACGAACUGUUAGGUGUGCCAAAACCAAAAGAAACAACAGUCGCUCUAAUGCGAUUUAUGUCUUUAUUAAAAGAUCUUGGUUCUUUUGGAUCAGUCUUUUUCAAUAUCGGCAAACCUAUUUCUGCUUCACAAUAUGUAUCAUUAAAGGAUCGUAAAACCAAAAUUAUGAAUCCUGAUUAUAAAUUAUCAUCAAAUAUUAUAAAAAAUUUAGCAUAUGACAUAAUAGAUGCUCAUCAAAAAAGUACGGUGCUUACAACUUUCAAUAUAAUUGCUUUGUUGUUUAAUGAGAGAGUACAAACGUAUCCUGGAAAUCCGUAUACUCUUGAGACAUUGGCGGAAGAUUACAGAUGGUAUAAACAAUGGUUUUCUUCAUUAGGAGCUGUAAUCUAUCCAGCAGUUAAUAAUGUGACUGCAGAUGAAUUAUACAAGGAAAUAUUACUAUCGCUAGAAACGCAUUCAGAAUUGCUUAAGUUAGAUAAAUCGAAAGUAUUGCACUUACAAAACACAUAUACAGAAAUUAAAUCGGAAGAAAAUACAAACAUAAAGGGACAUAAUUUGAAUAAGCGUAUUAUGGAAAUAGCAGUACCAGCUAUUAACUUAACUAUUUAUGUGAACCCUACUUUAUAUUUUCUUGUUAAAUUAGGAAUGAUUACAACAACAGUUGGAUUAGACACUAUUCAUAUUGAUAAAGCCUUCGAACGAUACGUUCUUUUGAGGAAAUUAUUAAGUACAGAAUUUGCGUUAUUUAUAAAUGCAAAUUCUUCUGUAGUUAAUUUGGAAUGGAAAAAAUCGAUUGAUAUUUUAGUGAAAGAAGGCUGUUUAAAUAUUAAGAAUAAUUUUAUUACUGGACAAAAAACUGCGUUGUUUUCUCUCCUGCAUAAUCUUUUGUUACCAUUUAUCGAUGCUGCACAUUUUACCUGCACUACUUUAUUCGACUGGAAUGAAUCAGUUCUGGGUACCAUAACAAACCAAAAAAUAUUGACAGAAUGUCAGAAGCAAGUAGAGAUAGCAUUAUUGGAGGAAACUAAUUCUCGUCCUCAUCCGUACUGUUUGUCGCUUGACCUAUUUAAGUCUACAUUGUCUAAUCUUUUACAACAAGGUAUUGUUGUAAAAUCCGAAAAAGAAGGUAUUUAUUUAAUAGAUAAAAUACAAAUGGAACUUCUUAUUAUGAAAUUACGUCAGCUUCCAUUAUUACAUCCUUCGGGAUCUUAUAGCGAUAUUUCUUUAUCAGUAUUAAAUAAUUCGCUAUGCAUACAAGCUAAAUUAUGAAAAAAUCUAUAUAUACUAAAUAUUUACAAAGUUUAUACUGAUUUUAAAUAUAUCUACAUUUUUAUUUUUCCAUUCUUUUAUAAUCAAGUACUUAUAAUUGUGUAAUCAAAAAAUGAAUAUAAACUAUUAUUGAUUAUUAUUAGAAAUUAUUAUUGAUACUUUUGGUAUUAAUUUGUAUUAAACAUUUAUACAUAUAAGUACAGCUUAAAAAAUUAAUUCAGUUAAUAUUAUGAAAUAUAUUAGAAUGGAGACUAUAUAUCAAUAUUUUAUUGUUCUACGUUUGUAUUUUAUAUGAGAUUAACGAUUAAAUAUUAGAAAUGAAGUUAUCCACG
This is a messenger RNA of Polistes canadensis, 2808 nucleotides long. It is a transcript of the gene Dhap-at, whose product is annotated as dihydroxyacetone phosphate acyltransferase. Bases 395 to 2476 code for a protein of 693 amino acids. The record is from RefSeq and is a predicted model, not a curated record. The transcript is spliced from 8 exons. Gene Ontology annotation, molecular function: glycerone-phosphate O-acyltransferase activity. Gene Ontology annotation, cellular component: mitochondrial membrane; peroxisomal membrane. NCBI's taxonomy places the organism in Eukaryota, Metazoa, Arthropoda, Insecta, Hymenoptera, Vespidae. Gene Ontology annotation, biological process: ether lipid biosynthetic process.